AAAUACCUAUUUAAAAUAUUAAAUAUCCGUAUUGAUACCCAAACUGUUCUUUAAAAUGAUAUGAUUAUUGUCAAUAAUUUCAUCAAGUAUUUGAAGUCACUAAUAACAGUUAUUGAAAAUGUUGAUGUUAUCUCGAUGAGGAAGUUUUGAACAUAUUUUUUAUGAUUAGAUUUGGGAACUGACAAAAUUUUACAUGAGUCAGAUAUAAGCGACAAUGAGUGUAAGAGUUCGUGUAGAUAUCUACAGGAGACCAAAAUAAUUUUGUAUAUGUAACAUAUGUGUACAAUAUGUCAGACAACACAGUUACAAACACAGUGGAGGACAUUCGAAAACUUGUUGGAAAAUUUACAGAUAAUCAUCAUGAAAUCGAAGAUUUGUUCAAUCAAGGGCUUAACAAGGCUCUGUCUAAAUCUGAAAUUCGUGCCUAUACAGUAGACGACUGCAAUGAAUUGAUAACAGAGUUGGAUCAUGCUCUGGGUGUUGUCGAAGAUAAAGUAAAUCAUACAUUGAUAAAUGUAAAGGAUCGUCUAAAACAAGCAAAAAUAGACGCAUUAGAAAGAAUUCUUAAGCAUUGUACGUGCCAGGAUGUUAUGCGAAGGGAAGGGCAUAAACGAGCAAAUAUUGGAACAAGGAAGUAUGACAGUGGCGUUGGAUUGACAUGUUCAACAGACUCAAGGAUAUUCUCUGAUUCAGGUGAAGCACCCGUUGUUCAACCGACAGACGCAUCCAAAAGCAAUAACUGUGCAGAGGACGACAGUUAAGAUGCAAACGCAGAUAAAAGCGACUGACGUCCGCAAAAGAUAUCAUUGAUUAGCUAGAGCAUAGAAGGAAAAUGUGUAUCCGCAGCUCUGCUUAAUUAUGGAGCACAAGAUCUGACUUGUCAUGGAAAAAGAAUUAAAGCCAUAGCCCAGUUUUGCUGUAGCACAGAAUGAACAUUUUAAGCGUAUCUCUGAUUUGUUUAUACAUUGAUUACGAAUUUUGAAUUUUGGAUCUGUUCCCGUAUAGAACCACCACCAUCACCAUCAUCAUCAAUAUUAUUAUCAGUAGAAGAAGUAGUAGAAAUAGUAGUAGUAAUGGUCCUGGUAGUGGUUGUAGUAGUGGUGGUGGUUGUUGUGUUGGUAUUAUAAUACAUUAUUUUGUAGUAUUAGUUGUUGUAUAUAAUAUGACUCUUUAGAAAUUAAUGACCUAUGUAAGACAUGUCUCAUUUCGUUUCCUUUCAUAUGCCUAUUCUUUGGGUUAAUAAGAUGACUGUUUAGUUGUUUGUGCUAUAUUUGUUUCAUAUUGUAAAUAAUUUGUUUUGUUUCGUAAAAUGUAAAUGUUUUUAUUAUAUUUACCAAUAUCAUAUAUUACAGCUGAAUGCUUUGUAGUUUUGUUCAGAUCUAAGUUUCUUUUAAGACAACAUAUAUAGCAAAGUCAUAAAAUCUAAAUAUUCAAACAGUACGAAGAGUUUAUACGCCGGAGGAAUAAUUUCACUAGGGUGUUUUGUUAUUGAAUUAUAACAUGCGACGUAUAACCUAUUUGUAGUGCUUAAAUAUUCUAAACCUUGUUCGGCUGUAUCUUAUUUCGACUGUUUUAUGUAAACAAUAACUUAAAAUAAAGGGGGCAUGUGACGUUAACACGUAACCGCGUUUUUACAGUUUUAAAAUACGGUACUAAGUGUAUAGACGUCUCUACGCCUAAUAAUCAUUAUAGGGUAUAUGAGCUCAGUGUAAUAUCCUACAAUUACACCAUUUCUAUUUUCAAAUGCCCUUUAUUCAUAAAAUAGUAAAUCAAAAUGUGGUAACACUAUUUAUUGGCGUCUGUUUGACGCCAAAUAAUGUAUCGACAUGACGUCAAAGUUUUAAAUGCCGUUUAAGUUUGUAGCAUGUCAUUUUUUCAUGUGUGUAUUGUUUGUUUCAUAUCAUGUCAUGUCAUAAUUUCUUUUAUUUCAUUAGUAAGGUAAUGAAUAAUCUGGUAAAAAAAUACCGUAAGAUAUGAAUAUACAGAGUCUUUAUUAUAUUUUACUGACCUGAUAAAAAGCGGUAUUUUAUGAUACAAGUCACGCUGAUCAAAAUUUGUUUUGAUAGUAAUAACAAAAGUAUCAAUCUCAUAAGUGGAAAUAGUAAAAUAGUAACCGCUGUGUUUGCAUGAUGGGAUAUAUUUUAUAUUACAAUUAGAAGUGUAUAUUUUAUAUUUGUGGAUACAGUUUUGUAAUUAGCCUCCUUUAAUAUGAUAUAAUCUUUUGAUUUCAACACGAUUUCUACGUUAUCAUUAAUUUUUGAUAGGUGUUAAGAUAUUUGAUCAAUCUGAACAAAAAGGAUUUUUUUUUUAAUUUCUUGCAACUUCAGAAAUUCAGAGGGAGGUACUUAUAAAUUUACAAAGUUAUUUUUGAGUUUUAUGAACCGUAGUUUUAGUUUCAAAGAAAGCAACUGAAAUUGAAAUGCAUGUAUAAAGGAAUUAAAGCUUUUAUUUCUAAAAACGGUCAAACAAUGUUUCGUGUCUUUAGAACAAAAUUACACUUAUUCAAUUUUUAUAUUUUGAUUUAAAUGUCGAAAAAAAAACAACAUAUUUAGAAAACAUUUGGGGAUCAAUUUUUGUUGUCAGGAAGAAAGAGUAAUGGUUGUAAUAGUCACUGGAACUUGAUAGAACUAUCAUGUUUUGUUUUUAUGGACAGAAGGCCAACAAAGAUAUAAUAAAUAUAGGUCGCCUUUCGUCGGUAAACCUUUUCAUUUGCUUUUUUCAGUCUCGAGAAUAUUAUACGAAGUUUAACUUUGUCAGUCUUUUGGCAUUGAAAGUUUAACAAAGUUCUGUUUAAAGUACAUGGUUUUCAGAGAAUGUAUCAAAACUAUAAUGCCACUCGUAGUAAUUGUUAUCGGUAUGUUAUUGAUGGGCUAACUGCCUAAAUACUAAAGAGAAGCGAGAUGACUUUUAAAAUUAAAAGUAUUUGUACCAGUCCAGGAUUCAUUUCUUAAAUUCAUGGAUUUGAUUACUUUUUCAUCAAUAUUUUUAAUUUUAUUCUUUGUUUUGUGCUUCAAGUUUCAUGUUACAACCUCGUUUUUUCUGGAAAUAUAUAUUCUCAUAUUGACCUCUCUAAAGGCAAUAUUUGUUUACUAUUAUAAAAGUUGAUCCCCCGGAAGCACAGAGAACAAGGCAAACAGUAAAAAUUGCAGACUCGGUUUGAUUGAGUCUUUUCAUGAGCAGAAAUGGAAAAUGCAACACUGCCCACGCCCACUAGCACCAGCUUAUGCAGUAUUCAAUCUUCAAAUCUAAAUGAGUUGAAAUCAAUGAUCCCGAAGGACCAGAAAAAUAACAACACUGACAAGAAGUCGGGGCGACUUUUUAGAUCUAUAUUAUAGACAUUUCCAAUCGUUUUGAUUAAAAAGUCCAUUGACUCGUGGGCAUGGUAACGGUUUAGUUUUAGGUUGUUUGGUUUAAUGUCAACCCGAUAUAUUUAUGGGUCAUAUUGUGACUAUCAAUAAUUUUAUGGCGGAUGAGUACAGAGGUGCCCCACGAGACAUCAUUUCAAGGACGGCCACCUGGGUAGAUUACCAACCUUCCGUAAGCCGGCUUGAUGGCUUCUUCACAUAAAGAAUUCUACGACCAAACCGCUAAUAUUCACAGAUAUCUCUUGCUAGAAGGGUUAAUAUUUUGGGAAUUUAGGUUUAUGAAGUAGCGACAUAUUAACUCUGUAAAUGGUUUCUAUAUGGAAUAAUACACACACAUGUCAUGUAAGCACUGCCAUUUUUACUAUUUCAAAGGCUAGGUUCAAAAAUAUAUUUGUUGGUCAUACUGUUUGACGGCAUGAUGUAUAAAAGAAAUUUCAUUUAGGCCCGUAACGACAUUAAGCAUAAUUAGCAGUAGUUUUUGUGUGUUCAGUGCUACGAACAGCCAGCAGUAAAUCUUAUCCUUUAACUGUCAACAGCUUUUCAUUUGAUUCAUGCAUACAACUUAUUAAUUCAACACUGGCUUCCCGGAAAUCGUUUAUUAAAUAUCCUUUUAAAAGGGCUUCA
Molecule: messenger RNA, 3989 nt
Organism: Mercenaria mercenaria
Lineage: Eukaryota; Metazoa; Mollusca; Bivalvia; Venerida; Veneridae
Exons: 5
Coding region: 288-761 (157 amino acids)
Source: RefSeq, a predicted model, not a curated record